UCAGCAAUGUUUGAGUAGUUUUGCACUUUUUGGCCGUAAUUUGCGUUCAUUUGUGGCAUUCAUUGAGUGAUUUGUUUGCAAACAGUGGACGAAGUGUUGAGUUGUGAUCGCAAACACAUCCCAAGAAUGUCUGCCAUUGAGACCAAGUGUGAGGUGACGGCCAGCGCAUCACCACUGAGUCAAGGGAUGUGUCGACUCAGUGACUGUCAGUGUUGUGUCAAUGGUGACCCGAAGGAGACAAUCAUCUCUUGUUUGACGCAAAUGAUUGAUAUCUACGAGAAGACCAUUGAACUGAUGGACACUAAUAGAGAUUCGGGAGAUAUAGACGACAAGGAGUCGAGUGCUCGUCAAGUGCUGUCAAAACGGUUAAGACAAUUGACACCAAUGUUGGUGAGGGCGAGAAGAGUACAGCCAUCGGAUCCCAAGAGUACACUAGAGUUGUGCACAUCGUUGAGUAACCUAUUCUUCCAGACAUAUAACAACGAUAUCUUUCACAUGCAGCCCAACACGUAUGACAGGUAU
Molecule: messenger RNA, 522 nt
Organism: Oppiella nova
Lineage: Eukaryota; Metazoa; Arthropoda; Arachnida; Sarcoptiformes; Oppiidae
Source: the annotation of a GenBank genome assembly